Sphaeroforma arctica JP610 is the source of this 1087-nucleotide messenger RNA. RefSeq lists its product as hypothetical. Gene Ontology annotation, molecular function: protein binding. The record is from RefSeq and is a predicted model, not a curated record. Lineage: Eukaryota; Ichthyosporea; Ichthyophonida. The annotation marks the transcript as partial. The transcript has 10 exons.
GAUCAACGCAACGAUAACAUUGGAGGAUGUACGCCAGCACCUCGCGCACAGCACCAUGUUAACAGCUUUGCCUGUGACUCAAUCAGAGCGAGCGGAAGAAGACCAGGUGAUCAUGAUCGACGAAACAACCGCUAAAGUGAUUGCUGCGGAAAAACCAGUAAGCGCUUUCGACGGCACCAUCCGCUCUAGAGUUACCAUGGGCGAAUUAACCCGCAAGCCGUCGAAGAAGUGGGGCAAGCUCCUUUCCCUAUUCACAUCGCAUCCAAAUGUCGAUCUCACAGCCGAAUGUAUUACUGUGGGUCGUCAUUGGCGGUGUGUGGUGCAGUUGCUUGAUCCCAAUGUGAGCCGUUUGUUUUGUCGUCUGGUGCACGAGAACGACUCCGUGGGCAUUGAAUCACUCAGUCGCAACGGCAAGCUGUUUGUCAACAAUUCUCAGGUCAUGCCGUAUACUGGGAGAAAGAUUUUGGUCGGCGAUAAGAUAUCCAUUGUGGCUAGUUCAAGUUUCAGCUUCGUUUUCACGGGCGAUUUCGACUCCGAUGAUGAAGAGGCUCAGGCAACGACCCUUUCUGCGAUCGAGCAAAGGCGUAUAACGCAGGCCAAUGUCAGCGCGCCAAAGGCAGAUGGCAAAGCCGUGGCGGUGCCGCCAGCAGACACCAAAAGGAAUCGCAGGUCGUACAGCCAACAAGCUGUGGCCAAGGGAACCCCUGUAGUACAGGUAUCAAACCCAAGUAUACCGCCGAAUGCUAAAGAGUAUGACUCUCGAAGCAGAGACAAGGCUAGCGCAGAUACAGUCAAUGAGGCGCAGUCGGCCAAGAUGAAAGCGGACAAAGCAGACCAGGAAAUGCUAUACACCAAACUGCAAGACGCACUCAAGAUCGUCUCAGGCCUGUGGAAGGAACACUUCAAGGCGAAGAUGGUCAAGCCCGAGGAUAUCACGGAUGUGUCCUUUGCGGACUUCCCGUACUACAUAGACCCAAUGUUCAUGGAACAGUUGAUACAGAGUGUGUACAUCUACCUCAAGCACCCCGACUAUGUGGCGCAUACCGAGGGGCUCAGUACACUCAACCGUGUAUGUAUCUAUAUGUAA